This is a messenger RNA of Agrilus planipennis (emerald ash borer), 1286 nucleotides long. Its product is annotated as bone morphogenetic protein 2. Gene Ontology annotation, cellular component: extracellular region. Gene Ontology annotation, biological process: SMAD protein signal transduction. The transcript is spliced from 5 exons. Bases 16 to 1182 code for a protein of 388 amino acids. Gene Ontology annotation, molecular function: cytokine activity; growth factor activity. The record is from RefSeq and is a predicted model, not a curated record. Lineage: Eukaryota; Metazoa; Arthropoda; Insecta; Coleoptera; Buprestidae.
UCGCUGACAAGCACAAUGCUUUAUGCUGUAUUUUUUUAUUGUGUUUUGUAUUAUGCUGACGGGCAAAAUGCUUCGAAAGAAGGAAAUAUCAAAUCCAUCGAUUACCGUUUUCUGAAAGUAAAUUCUGAAUUCAAUGAUAAUAUCACAUCGAAUCGUGUAACAAAUUUUGAUAAUAAGAUUUUCGACAAAUUCCCAUCAACUGGUCAUCAAGCCAAAAAGAAAUUAAAAAACGGUCAUACAUCUGCGACUCCAAUUUAUUUGGACGAAGAAUGGAAUGUGAAGUUGACAGAAAAAAAAGACUCUGUUCCCCCGUUAAUGAUGGAAUUAUUUGAAGCUAUGGAUAAUGGCACAGUACAACUUACAAAAAAAUCAGAAACAAUUAGGUGCUUUUAUGGCACCAAACAUGCGAGAGAAGAAAUACUAUUCUUCAAUGUAUCCAGUAUAAGGACUCAUGAGGAAAUUGUUGAUUCUGAGCUUGUUAUACCAAGCAGUUCAUUUUUAAAUGGUACAAACGGUUUUUACCGCGAUACGAUAAUCAGGCUUUACCAAAUUCUUCCAAAUGUUAAUACCGAUUUCAACAAAACGAUUAAUGCUGAUCAACAUCAACUGCUCACGGUAUCGUAUGUUAAUGUUAUAAAAACAAGCAAUCAGAUUUUUAAAAUGAAACAAGCUGUCAUAAAUUGGGUAAAGGGAGCUCCAAACCUGGGAUUACUUAUCACAGUUAGCGAUAUAAACGACAAUACGCAAUUAUUACGACUAACGAUCAGUGACAAACAAUUAAAAAAUUCAGACCCUUUCUUAAUUUGUUAUUUUAAAGGCAAUAGUCGAAAAGAACUUGCACGUAAUAUCAAUUUGAACAAUGCAGAAAAUAAUAUCAUCGAAACCAAAGGAGACUCCUGUAAUAAAAAGCCGCUUUUUAUAAACUUCGAAGAAAUCGGAUGGAGUAACUUUAUCAUAGAACCUCGUGGCUUUAUGGCAAACAUUUGUUCUGGCACUUGUUCGCUAGGCUCCCCUAAUUUUAUCAACUAUGUAAAAUUGCUUAACGGUUUACGUAUUUUGGAACAUGUAAAUUGCGUUCCAGACCAACUAGAUUUUCUAACACUCAUGUUCUACGAUUCCUCAUAUAAUAUUGUUAUAAAAAAAUACAGAAACAUGAUUGUUCGAACCUGUGUGUGUAAAUAAUUUUGGUAUUGUACGCAAUCGCAUCAAUUAUUAUACAUAUUUAUAAGUUAUAAACCAUUUACUUUUCUAAAUUUAUUAAUGUAUUAUACAAUAAUUACUUAGUU